Molecule: messenger RNA, 1962 nt
Organism: Drosophila subobscura
Lineage: Eukaryota; Metazoa; Arthropoda; Insecta; Diptera; Drosophilidae
Gene: MKP-4
Product: dual specificity protein phosphatase MPK-4
Exons: 5
Coding region: 134-1270 (378 amino acids)
Biological process (GO): protein dephosphorylation
Cellular component (GO): nucleus
Molecular function (GO): protein tyrosine/serine/threonine phosphatase activity
Source: RefSeq, a predicted model, not a curated record
UUCUUGAACUCCGUGCGGACGUAGCUUCGAUUCUAAUACCGAUCUGGUCUGUAUCCAGCAUGCUUAUAGUUCCAAUUCCAAAUAGUGAGCAUUGGGAUCGCUGUCUUCCUGGGCGCAAUAGUUGUCAAUAGAAAUGGCUCAAAAACAUCAGGCGCGGUCGUCGGGCAAGCCGCAGGACUCUGGCUCCCUGGCACGUGAAGACUUUGAUGGUGGGCCUGUCAGCAUUGAUGAAAUCGAGACGGGCUUGUUUCUGGGCAACUUGACGGCUGCAACGCAUAUGGAAACACUGAAGUCGUUUAAAAUUACCCAUAUCCUCACGCUGGAUUCGGUACCACUGCCGCAGCACAUUUUAGAGGCUAGCUUCCUUACAACAAAAUACAUUCAAAUUGCUGACAUGCCGCGCGAAGACAUAUUGCAGCAUCUAGAAGGCUGCGUGAACUUUAUUAGUUCAGCGCUGGAUCAGCAGGGCAUUGUGCUGGUGCAUUGCUAUUUUGGAGUAAGUCGUAGCUCCUCGACGGUAAUUGCCUAUAUGAUGAAACGACACAAUCUGAACUUCCAACCCGCCUUCGAGCUGGUCAAGGCCAAGCGACGCUUUGUGCAACCGAAUUCAGGCUUUAUUAAUCAACUGAAGCUGUUUCGGCGCAUGGGAUGCAAAAUCGACCCCAACUACCAGCGCUACAAAAUGCAUCGCCUGCGCCUUGCUGGGGAGCAAAUGCGGAAGGCAAAAAUUUUACCGCAGAGUUUCCACAGCGUUGUGCGACCAGAUCCAGACAUAACGCGCGAAAAUCCAGAGCCAAUUGUUUUUCGUUGUCGUCGUUGCCGUCGCGUUCUGGCUUCCAAGUCGCAUGUCCUCGAGCACAAACCGCGGGACAGGCCCCCUCUGGAGGGAGCACCGUCGGCUGUCCGCAAUGAAGAUUCCAGCCGACAGACGCCAGCGCCAGCCCAGACCCAAUCGGAAAAAAUAAGCGCACCCCGCAUGCUAGAACAGGUUGAUGAGCGAAUACGCCAAUCCUCACUGACCUCGCCAGGUCACGAGAGCAAUCAUUGCCGCAGCAUUUUGUUUGUAGAGCCCAUUGCCUGGAUGCACCGCGUUAUGCUCAACACCCAAGGACGUCUGUACUGCCCCAAGUGUGAGCAAAAGUUGGGCAACUUUAGCUGGAUCAAUGCCUGCCAGUGUCCUUGCGGCGAGACAUUGUCGCCUGCAUUUUAUUUGAUUCCCUCCAAGGUGGAACUCUCCAAAGCCGUUCAGAACGUUCAGACGACAGUUUAAAUGGACUUUGCCCAUGAAAUAGAAUGAAAUGGCGAACCCAGAGAAAAUGUAGAAACAUUUCGUAUUGCCUUCCACCUGGACAACAUUUUUGGAACAGUUCGCUUGAUGCACUGAAACCAAACUCCAUUUUUAUAACCAGUACUCGAAGAUUAAACAGGGUAUAUUGUAUUUGUGCUCGAAAAAGGGGGGGUAUGUAACGCUCAAAUUAUAUAUAUUCUCUAUCAGCAGCAAUAGCCUAUAUCUGUUCGUCUGUUCCUCUUGUUUAACGGCUAGUUCUCAAGACUAUCAGAGCUAGAGUCAUAAGAUUUUGGUUAAAGAUUAUGAGAUAUCACACUGAGUCAAGUUUGUUUCGAAAUUUCGCCCAGCCCUUUUACGCCACACAAAGAGCGAAAAUUUUGCUGUAUCCACAAUUUUAAAGAUAAGAGACAACUAAAAAUGCAAUUCCGUAGGAAAUGUCCGAAAAUCCAUCAGAUCACCGAAUUUUGAUAAGAUUGGAUCAUUAUUACAGCCAGUAUGAAGAAAUUAAUUUUCAGUGGCUACCCCCACCCCGUCCAGCAUCUUUUCUUAUGCUUGCUUGUUGCUUGUUGCUCAUUCUCUCUAGCUCGCACACUCUGCCUCAUGAAAUGUGCGUCACUGGGGGAGGGUGGCAAGUUAAAAGCGCGUGUGGGUGGGAGAAGUGUUGAAGAUAUAGA